AUGUCGCUUACAACUAAGCUUCGGCGCACUCGCAAACAGCCACCAGAAGGAUGGGAUCUCAUCGAACCUACCCUGGAAGAGUUCGAGGCGAAAAUGCGAGAAGCGGAGACGGAUCCACAUGAAGGGAAAAGAAGGACGGAAACGCUUUGGCCCAUAUUCAGAAUUCAUCACCAACGAACCAGAUAUAUCUAUGAUCUCUACUACAAGCGAGAGGCUAUUUCUCGGGAGCUUUACGAAUUUUGCUUGGCAACGAAAAUUGCGGAUGCUCAACUCAUCGCAAAAUGGAAGAAGCAAGGAUAUGAAAAUUUGUGCUGCUUAAGGUGUGUUCAAACAAGGGAUACGAACUUUGGCACGAACUGUAUAUGUCGAGUCCCAAAGAGUAAACUCGAUGCGGAUAGAGUCAUCGAAUGUGUCCACUGUGGUUGCCGUGGUUGUUCUGGUUAA
This is a messenger RNA of Necator americanus (New World hookworm), 444 nucleotides long. RefSeq lists its product as uncharacterized. The transcript is spliced from 3 exons. The record is from RefSeq and is a predicted model, not a curated record. The coding region runs from base 1 to 444 and encodes 147 amino acids. NCBI's taxonomy places the organism in Eukaryota, Metazoa, Nematoda, Chromadorea, Rhabditida, Ancylostomatidae. Gene Ontology annotation, biological process: mRNA splicing, via spliceosome. Gene Ontology annotation, cellular component: spliceosomal complex; nucleus.